Molecule: messenger RNA, 996 nt
Organism: Kwoniella shivajii
Lineage: Eukaryota; Fungi; Basidiomycota; Tremellomycetes; Tremellales; Cryptococcaceae
Product: lipoyl(octanoyl) transferase
Exons: 4
Coding region: 1-996 (331 amino acids)
Biological process (GO): protein lipoylation
Cellular component (GO): mitochondrion
Molecular function (GO): lipoyl(octanoyl) transferase activity
Source: RefSeq, a predicted model, not a curated record
AUGGUCUUUCGAUCAUUCAGCAGAUUGGUGCAAACUACAUCAUCUCGUCAAGCAUCACUCGGCUCAGCAACAUGUGCAAAACCAUCUUCCUCGUCAACAUCAUCAUCAUUCCCUCCACUUCGAUAUCAUAUUUUCAAUGAACCGUUACCAUAUCCCGUAGGACUGAAACUGCAAAACGAUAUUAUUGACGUGAGGUUGAAAGCUAAGAAGGAAGAUCCUGUAGGGAGUAGAGGCACAGGUGAUGUCGUCCUAUUGCUUGAGCAUACACCGACGUAUACAACGGGACGAAGGGAUAAUUCACCUAAUCCAAAUGAAUUACAUCCAGAAGAAAAAAAAGUUCAAAAUGUAGGAGCAAGUUUUUAUAUAACUAAAAGAGGUGGUCAAGUGACAUAUCAUGGUCCUGGUCAAUUGGUUGGAUAUCCCAUAUUAGAUCUGAACGUAAUGGAGACACCAACGAGAUGUUAUGUCGAAUAUCUUCAAGCUAUGUUAGCUGAAUAUGCGAGAGAUGAUCUAGGUAUUAAAAAUGUAUCAGCUCCUCAUCCCGAUGGUCAUGUUGGUGUCUUUUCUUCACCUAUAGAGAAGUUCGCAUCAAUAGGUAUUCACCUGUCACAUCGAAUAACAUCCCAUGGAUUCGCAAUGAACGUUACCCCUUCACCAAUCAAAUGGUUCGAUCUAGUUAUGGCAUGUGGUUUGGCUGAUGUUCACGCCACUUCAGUACAUGAUCUCUUAGCUCGAUCAUCAUCAGAAAACGGUUUCUUACCUCCAGCUUUACCGUCAGUUAAUCAAGUCGCACAUUCCUUGAUACCAAAAUUCGGUGAAAUGUUCUCAAGGGACAUAGCACCUCUUACGAAUGAAAAUGGCGAGGAGGGCAAAGAGUUGGAAUCAAUUUUGCAAUUAGUUGAAAAGGCUGAAAAGGAAGCUAAAGAUAUAAAUCAGAAACAUGGCCGUUUUCCUCUUGAACCCGAUUUAUCUAAAAGCAAAAGGGUCACGAUCUGA